Python bivittatus (Burmese python) is the source of this 2960-nucleotide messenger RNA. It is a transcript of the gene SIVA1, whose product is annotated as SIVA1 apoptosis inducing factor. Gene Ontology annotation, molecular function: CD27 receptor binding. The record is from RefSeq and is a predicted model, not a curated record. Gene Ontology annotation, biological process: extrinsic apoptotic signaling pathway. NCBI's taxonomy places the organism in Eukaryota, Metazoa, Chordata, Lepidosauria, Squamata, Pythonidae.
GCGGGUGAGCAAGCAGGCGGGCUGAGACACGGCGGCGGCUUCCUCCAGAGGCUUGUGUGCGCUUCGAGGUCCUUUUCCCGCGCAGGAGGGCACGACUAGAUUAAACGGUGGUGGUAACAGUCCCGCCAACCCGGAGCUGCGCGUGCCUGGGCCGCUCGUUGCGCCGGUCAGCGUGGUGGGAAAGGGAUGCCGAAGCGCUCCUGCCCGUUCGCAGACUCCUCCCCGGUGCAGCUGAAGACGCGCGUGCGGCUGAGGGAGCUGAGCCAGGGCGUCAUGGGCGAGCGGUAUCGGCGCGAGAUCUUCGAGAAAACCAAACAACUGCUCUUCAAAGGCGCUCAAACAUAUAUGGACACUGCCUGCAAUGGAAGUGCAGUGGGAACAUAUCUAAUUGCACAGUAUCCAGAACCACUUAUAGACAGAUCAGAAAUUUGUUCUUGGCACAGAUGUAAUGGACAAAUGUUAAUUGGACAGGAUGGAAAACUUCGACAGCCCUGUGCAAGUGAAAUGGCUUUGCCAGUAGGAAUGUCAAAGACCUGUUCCUCCUGUAUAAGAACAGUUGACAUCAAAGAUGUUUGCACACAGUGUGAUCAAUACGUAUGCCAGAACUGCAGCAAAUUCUGCAGCUGUUGCAGUACCAUUGUUUGUUCCUUAUGCUCAGUUAUAGAAUCAGAGGAUGUUGGAGAUCAAAUCCUUUGCAGUGGCUGCUCAAUGUACAAAGAAUAAACAGCUGUUUUUAGGGACUGGUUAUCACCAGAUGUUGUAAAGAAACUUGCUUUUAAAUGAGUUUUUUGAGAUAUUGGAGUGCCUUUUUCUAAAUAUUGUAUAUUUCUGUAACUGUAGUUUAAUAUAAUAAAUAUUUUAUAUUUUGAUAAGACCUGAUUUUUGUGUGGCUUGAUAAAAUGUGAAUCUUAUAUCCCUUGUAGAGGAUAUGGAACAGAUUCUUAGUAUUCCCCACACAACCCUCAGAUUUGCUUUGUAGAGCUUGGAGACCCAUUUGUUGCAUCUGCAGGGGAUUAGGGGUUAGAGAAUUUAAAAAAUGUCCUAGUAAGCAGGGUGUGCUUACUUGAACAUACUUGAACAUAUUGCUUUUGUAGUAUCUAAUAAAACUAUAGAUUUGAUUUCUAAUUGAUAAUCACUAAUCUUAAAAUAGUUCUUGGCUUACCUGUAAUCUGCUAAUUCAUCUUUUGAAAACAAAGUGGCUCUCAACUCUUCUACCAUGUGAAAGAGACUUGCUAUCAUAUUUAAGAAGUUAAGAGUAUUUUUUUUUCUAUGAAAAAAUAAAACGAUGCAUGUCUUUCUGUAUUAAGCUAAAUGGUAAUGGGUACCAAAUCCACAGUCUUCAAACAGGUUAAACCAAACACACAGUAUCUCUUUUUACAGUGUUACAUAAUUGACACAGGCCCUUAAAAUAAUGACUGCUAAUGUGUGUGAUAUGCAAAAUUCACUUACAAGGGCAUGUUAUAGUUUGGUAUGAUUACAGUUUUACCAUAUUUUAAGAUCAGUACCACUUUAAUUUGAAUGUGAAAUCAAUACUACAAAUCUUACAUUCAAAAAAAAAUAUUUUCUUGUUUCAUUGUAUCCCAACAGGUAUUGCAUCAGAAUAUUCUUGGCAUUCUUAAUACUGUCUUUCUGAGAACUGAAUUCUCUUCCUCCUCCUGAAAUAUUGUUUCAUAUCUGCAAAUAAGUUCUUGGGUGGGGAAAUACAAGACUUUAUUGUGAUGGCGCAAUACUCUGAAACUGUAAUAAAUUCAGUUUGUUCACAGAGUCAGGAUUAGGAGUGAAACUGCCUUGGGUGAUGUGAACUGGGAGAAAGAGGCAAUAUGACCCAACUGAUUUGGGGUGGGAGUGGGGAGAGGAUCUCUUACUUGCUUUCGAUGCCAUCAGUAUGGUCUCCCUGCACAGGAGUUGAGUGUACACUGAUAGGGUGUUACAUUUAUUCCUGUAGGACUGUUUCCAGACAGUAGCUCUUGGGGACCAUGUACCAUUUAAAUUGCAGGGUGCCAUGAUGUUCUGUCUCGGUCCUCUUGCUUCUUAGCAACUGUCUGAGGACAUUAACAAGAGGUUAUUUAGGGAAAGAUGUUGAUAUCCAGUUCUAUGUUCAUUCCAUCUGUAUCAGGUGAAUGAGAUACAGGGUUUGAAUCAAUGCAGAUAACAGGGUUUGAAUCAGUUAUAGGCUGCAAAGAGCCAAUUAACAGGCUGAAACCUGAAUCACGAUGGCAUUUAUUGUGUAGUUCCCAAGUCUAUGCUGUGGGAAGAUAACAUGCUCUGGGCAAAAUCAGCAGAAUUCUGGAUCCAGCUUUGGCACUGGGUGCCUAAGUUGCAAUGGCUAGAAGUGCUAGUUCUGUUCUAGCUGGUUUACAAAUGGUUACUGGUCUCUGGCAGGCUGGAUACAGUUGGGGUGCCUCUGAAGACAUUUUAAAGUCACAAAUGAUGUGUAUGAUGUGUACUGUUAUACCUAUCCCAAGUUUUCAUUUGCUGCCUAGUUAUUUCUGAGGCUAGUUUAAGAUAGUGGCUUACAAAUGGUUUGAGAUACAAAUAUUUGGUGGAUUGUUUCUCCUAGUAUGCAUUAGCCCACCCAUGUUGCCUGGGGAAAGGGCUUUUGGUGCUUAUGAUUAUGGAAAUUACCACUCACCUAAGUGGUUCCUGUCUCAAUCAUGGCGCCCUCCUCUACAAUGCAAAUGUUGAUUUUAUCUAAUAUAGAUUUUAAUUAUGUUAAUACUGCCUUGUUUAUAUUUUGUAUUUUUCUUACUGUUGUAAACUUCCUUGAUUGUCAGACUGCUAGAAGAAAGGGUAUAAAUCCAAGAAGUAUUUUUUUAAAUGAAGCUGUUUUAUACGUUCUGCUUUUGUCCGCACUAGUAUAUUAUUUCCUAUCCAAGAAGAGAGUUGUUAACAGCCUUUUAAUUAGCAAUUGAGCCAGGAUUUUUACAUAAAUGAAGUAUGUGAUCUAAUAAAAGAGAAAA